Habropoda laboriosa is the source of this 455-nucleotide messenger RNA. It is a transcript of the gene ND-B17.2, whose product is annotated as probable NADH dehydrogenase [ubiquinone] 1 alpha subcomplex subunit 12. The transcript has 3 exons. Gene Ontology annotation, cellular component: membrane. The record is from RefSeq and is a predicted model, not a curated record. NCBI's taxonomy places the organism in Eukaryota, Metazoa, Arthropoda, Insecta, Hymenoptera, Apidae. Bases 4 to 423 code for a protein of 139 amino acids. Gene Ontology annotation, biological process: response to oxidative stress; mitochondrial respiratory chain complex I assembly.
AAUAUGGCGAAGUUGCUAGGUUUAGAUAAAGUUUGGAACUUUUUCAAAAUAAUACAAGCGAAUGGUGGUCUUCGUAAUUCUUUGCGCGUACUAUACAGGAUUGAUGAAUUAAAGUUAGGGACCUUAGUAGGUGAAGAUAAAUAUGGAAAUAAAUACUACGAAAAUAAUUCGUACUUUUUUAGCUCCAAUAGAUGGGUGGUAUAUAACGAAAAAGUUGGUCUAGAUUAUGAUGGUUCACAAGUCCCAGCAGAAUGGUUUGGAUGGUUACAUUAUAAGACAGAUUUACCUCCACAUAAGGAUCCAAAUCGACCUAAACAUAAAUGGAUAAUGGAUCAUACGGAAAAUUUGAGUGGCACAAAACAUGCUUACAUGCCUUAUAGUACUACAAAAUCGAAAAUUGAACCUUGGAAACCACCGCAGUAAUAUACUUCCAACAUAAUUUUAACAUAGAAUUG